UCGCGAUCAGCUUCUUCGCUUGGUUUCCACUCUGCUCUCUCGUCGAUCGAUCGAUCUUCGACGUCUCGCGACGUUUCCGUUUCCGCGUGCCCUCGUCAGCAAGAUGCAGCGCAGAUUUACGGUGUUCGCCGUCCUCGCGAUGACGGUCACUUCGGCCGUCAUCGCCUCGGAACAAGUGUUCACAAUGUGCAUCCCAGAGAAGUACUCAAAAGAGUGCGAAAAAAUGAUGGAGGACUCGGCCAGCCAUGGCUACCCUAUAGCGUGCAUCUCCGGGCGUGACCGAUACGACUGUAUCGAAAGGAUCGGCUGGAAGGAGGCGGACAACGUCGCCGUCGAUCCUGAGGACAUGUACCUCGCGACGAAGAACAAGCUGGCUGAGAAGGCCGGCUACAACAUUGUCGAGCAGGUGAGGACGAAGGAGGAGCCCGAAGCGAUAUAUCGUUACGAGGCGGUAGCGGUGGUGCACAAGGACCUGGACAUCAACAACGUCCAAGGCCUGAGGGGCCUCAAGUCCUGCCACACCGGCGUAGGCCUCAACGUCGGCUACAAAAUUCCCAUUACGAAACUCACCGCGAUGGGCGUGCUGACCGAUGUCAACAACCCGGAAUAUUCCGCUCGCGAGAAUGAGCUUCGCGCUCUAAGCACGCUCUUCGACAAAGGCUGCUUGGUCGGCACGUGGUCACCCGAUCCCGCGAUCAAUCAGAGGCUCAAGGAGACAUACAGCAAUAUGUGCGCUCUUUGCGAGAAACCGGACGUGUGCGAUUAUCCAGACAAAUACUCCGGAUAUGAGGGCGCUUUGCGUUGCCUGGCUCACAACGGCGGCCAGAUCGCCUGGACGAAGGUUAUCUACGUGAAACGCUUCUUCGGUCUGCCUGUCGGAGUGACACCAGCAGUACCGACCUCUGAGGAUCCGGCUGAUUUCCGAUACUUCUGUUCUGACGGCAGCAAAGUGCCCAUCGACGCCGACACGAAGCCGUGCACGUGGGCCGCUCGACCGUGGCAAGGAUACAUGACCAACGGAGACGACGCCAACAAUGUGCAAGCUAUUCAGAAGGAAUUGACACAGCUGGGCCAGCUGGGUGAGAACGAGAAGGCAGAUUGGUGGAAGGACCUCAUGCUGCUCGACGAGAAGACCUUGGCUGUCGCCGCGCCGCCGGUGUCGCCGGAAGAGCACCUGAAGAGCGCGAAAUAUAUGGACGUGAUCGAGAGGAAUUCCGGAGCGCCCGAGAGGGAUGCCCGUUGGUGCGUCUCGGAUGCGAACGCGCUGAACAAGUGUUGGAAUCUCGCUAGGGCCGCGUUUUUCAGAGACGCCCGACCUAGGUUCGACUGCAUCCUGGAGAAGGAUCAGGCUGCUUGCUUGAAGGCCGUGAGGGAUAACGGAGCAGACAUAACCGUGAUCGAUAGCAGCUCGGUGAAGCAGGCGAUCAGCGAGUACAACAACGUGAAACCGAUCGUCGCUUUUGUUACAUCGACGUCGUACACGUGACAUCGUCACGAGUAUGCUCCUCUCUUCCAAACGCCUUCGUACAAACUGCUGAUUCCUCUGAGCCUCUUCUCUUAAUCCCUCUUCUCAUUUCUUUCCUACACGCGCUUUUCCGCACGAGCGGGCGCGAUCUCUCAUCCUCGUCGCGAUAAAUUUUAAAUUGAUCUUUUCUUGGGAUGGUAAGCUUCUGUUGUAUCGACGUCGUACACAUGACAUCGUCUUUCCGAUUUUCCGCAUUACCCGCUGAUAGUCCUCUUUUCUUUUUCAUAUCGCUCUUACUUUCAACGAACUUGGCAUUUUGACUCAGAUUUAUGUUUUCCUUCUUCUCGGUCAAAUCAGGCUUCGAGAUUGUCCUUUUGUGACAUUUCGUCCAGUAAAUAUUCUUCGACAUGGCUCUACAAUUGUAAAUUGCACGCAUAGGAUGAUUCACAAUCAAUUAAUUAAUAUGUGCAACGUUAUUUAAAUACUAUAUAUGUAAAAGUGUACUAUUAAUUAUUAACUUGGUGACGAUAAGAACUAUAAAUUCAACGAAAAUAAAUUAAAGUUUCGGCGAUAUA
This is a messenger RNA of Harpegnathos saltator (Jerdon's jumping ant), 2040 nucleotides long. RefSeq names its product transferrin-like. The transcript is spliced from 6 exons. The coding region runs from base 104 to 1486 and encodes 460 amino acids. NCBI's taxonomy places the organism in Eukaryota, Metazoa, Arthropoda, Insecta, Hymenoptera, Formicidae. Gene Ontology annotation, biological process: iron ion transport. The record is from RefSeq and is a predicted model, not a curated record. Gene Ontology annotation, cellular component: plasma membrane; extracellular region; early endosome.